AUGUCGUCUACUAAACCAUCACGUUUUCAUUCAAAAAAACAAAAUAGCAAAAACAAAUGUCGUUUGCAUUUACAUCAACUUCAUACACAUAUUCAUGAAAAAACUGUUCAGCAUUUUCUGAAUGGACGUACAAAUCAAUCGGGUAACUCUGAACAAAGUCAAUCAUCUAAAAAUUUGACUGAACAAGAACUUCAACAACGUCAGCUUAUUCAUCAAUAUAUUUUUUCUCAACUUGCAACUUAUGCUAAUAAACCUCGCAUUUGGCAAUUAACACAUUCAUUACAUAUAAGACGACAUCUUCUUAAUAAAUCAAAACAUAUAUCGAAGCUUUAUUCUUUACCUGAUGAUUUUGUAUGUGAAUCUAUAAAUCAAUUAUUUACUAAUGUUGAUAAAUAUGUUUCACAAUUAUGUCAACUUAUGCAAUAUAAAAUCGGUGCAUCAGGUGAAUCGCAUGUUCUAUUUCAAAAAAUACGAAUCUCAAAUAAUCAAUGGUGUUCAUUACAAUUAAAACGUGCACAUCAAAUAUUUCCAAAUAUUAAUAAUGAAGAAUUUACAGACAAUGAAAUUUUAGAAAAAUAUUAUAAUCAUAUUAUUGAAACAUUAACACCAGAAUUUGAUACAACUAUUCCAAAUUGUAUUGCACAACUUCGUGAACAACCAUUUGAUUUAAAUCAUGCAUAUGAACAAGCAGAAAAUAAAGCAAAAGAAUGUUUAGCACCUAUGUUACAAAAUUAUCGUAAACGUUCAAUACCUGAUCUUGAAUUAAUUCAAGAAAUGAUUAAUCUUGGUCUUGAGUAUAUGAAAACAUCACCAAGAAGUGAAGAUUUUAGAAAUGCAACAAAUUUUCUAGAUAAAAUUUCCAUGUUUCAUAAAACAAAAGAAGCGUAUGAAAGUAAUUUACAUAAUAUGAGUGAUGAUUUUAUGUUAUUACGUUUUGGUAAAGUUUUUGGACCAAAUGCAUUACCAACAACAGCACGUUCAAAUGCACAAUUUAUGUAUCUUGUUCAUUUAUUUAUUAAAUCUAUUUUACAUCUUAUUAUAAUGAUGCGAGCGAAAUCUGAUAAUAAUGAAGAAAUUCCAUCAAUAAUAAAACUUGUAUUUGGAGAUGUAUUUUCGAGAGAAAUAAAUUCAUCAAUUAUUAAAUUAAACAGUGAUGAUAUCUUUUCACCUAAAUUAAAUAUUGAUCAAUGGACAUGGCUAUUAGAAAAAUGGCAUGAUGCUUUACGAACAUUUCCAAUUCUACUUACAGAAGUUGGAGCAUUUGGCCGAUUGUUACGUACAACAAUUGGUAUUGGUAUUGCACGUUUAUUUAAUUUUGCUGAAACAAUUAUUGAUAAUAAUCAAAUGUUAGAUUUAGCAUUUAUGAAUGAACAAUUAUUUCAGGCACUUCAAAUGGGUUUUUAUUUUGGUAUUGCAUAUGGUAUUGUUGAUUGUUUACAAGAUGAAAUUCAAAAUUCAAAGAAAAAUCCUUCACAACAUUUAGAAUUGUUUAAAACAGAAACAAAUGAAAAUGAAAAUUUAACAAAACCAGUUGAAAUAUUAGAUAGAUGGACAUUGAUUAUGGAAGAAUUAUUACGUGGAGGAGAAUUUAAUCGAAAUGAAAUACCAAAAACACCAUGGACACCAUUAUUAAUAGAAACAUUUGAUAGUCUUGUAACAUUAACGAAAACUAUUGGUGCAACAAGUACAGCUUUUAAUGAAUUGGCUCUUUUAUUAAGAUCACAAAGAUUGGAUAACAAAACAAUGGAAAAUUUUUAUAAUGAUGAAGAACUUUUCUUAGGUGCUAUGCUCAAAUCUCAUUUCACAUAUACAUGUACAACCUUUUUGGGUAAUGUUAAAUCUGCUCGUGAAGAAAGUGAGCGUUUAUGGACAAUGCCAUUUUUGGGUCAAUUAACUGAUGAUUGUCGAGAUUUUUAUGAUGAUUUUCAAUCAAAUUCAGUUACUCCAUAUACACAUUAUGCAUCAUUUAUUCGUCGUCAACAAUCAUCAGAUAAACAUUUACUUAAUCCAUUUUAUGCAUUUUUACAUCUUUGUUCUGAUAUAUAUUUAUCAUCUGAUCGUAAUAUUCAGACUGGUGCUUUUAUUGGUCGUCGUAUAUUACGUACAUUAAAAUCAAUUGAAAUAAGUUCCGGUCAGUCUGCAUUACGUGAAUUUCUUUAUUUAUUUUGUCAUAAUAAUUUAUCAUUACAUGAUUAUUUUUUAACAAAUCUUCGUAAUUAUUUUCCUAAAGUAAGUGAUCCAGAAAAAUCUUUUUUUCGAAUGAUUAAUAAAGUAAGUAUAAAAUAUGCACGAACAAAUCAUAUUGAAGGAGAAAAUAUUGGUAAACCAAUAGCACUUGAUAUAAAAAAUAAUACAGUAACUUAUAUAUCAAUAUUAGGUAUUGAAGGUACUCGACAACGUUUAAAAGAAUUUCAUCAAAAAACAUUAAAUUUAAUUAAUGAAUGUUGGCCAUCAAAUGCUGGAACAAUUAAAGAUGUUGUUAAUUAUAUUGUUAAUAGAAAAAAUUAA
Messenger RNA from Rotaria sordida, 2508 nucleotides. Lineage: Eukaryota; Metazoa; Rotifera; Eurotatoria; Philodinida; Philodinidae. The record is from the annotation of a GenBank genome assembly.